Gossypium raimondii (Peruvian cotton) is the source of this 765-nucleotide messenger RNA. Its product is annotated as expansin-A8. Bases 1 to 765 code for a protein of 254 amino acids. Gene Ontology annotation, cellular component: extracellular region. The transcript has 2 exons. Gene Ontology annotation, biological process: plant-type cell wall organization. The record is from RefSeq and is a predicted model, not a curated record. Lineage: Eukaryota; Viridiplantae; Streptophyta; Magnoliopsida; Malvales; Malvaceae.
AUGGCUGCAAAUAGGACUUGGGGGUUCUUUUUUAUGGUUAAGUUCUUGAGUUUAUGUUUGAUCUUUAGGCUCACAGGUUCCCAAUCACCACCUGCAUAUUGGAAUGCAGCCCAUGCAACUUUUUAUGGUGACAUGAAUGGGACUGAAACAAUGAUGGGAGCUUGCGGUUAUGGUGAUCUUAUAAAACAAGGUUAUGGCCUUGAAACAACUGCCUUAAGUACAGCUCUCUUCAAUAACGGUCUGACCUGCGGAGCCUGUUUUGAAAUCCGGUGCUAUGACUCGGUACAAUGGUGUCUAAACGACACCAUCAUUGUAACUGCUACGAACUUUUGCCCUCCGAACUACAGCAAACCUGAAGGAAACUGGUGCAAUCCACCAUUGCAACACUUUGAUCUAUCCCAACCGAUGUUUCGCAAGAUUGCUGUUUAUAGAGCUGGCAUUGUUCCUGUCCUGUAUAGACGUGUUCCUUGUGUAAAAUCAGGUGGUGUUAAGUUCAAAAUCAACGGAAGCCAGUACUGGAUACUGAUAUUAGUGUACAAUGUGGCAGGCGCUGGUGACGUUGUAGACGUUAAGAUCAAGGGUUCAAGUACGAGUUGGAUUCAAAUGUCGCGGAAUUGGGGCCAGAAUUGGCAAACUUCGACUAAUCUUAUCGGCCAAAGCUUGUCUUUUCAAGUAACUACGAGUGACGGUAAGAUGGUGCAGUCUGAUGAUGUUGCGCCGGCUGAUUGGAAAUUCGGUGGUGUUUAUGAAGGCAAACAGUUUUAA